This is a messenger RNA of Acomys russatus (golden spiny mouse), 2058 nucleotides long. RefSeq names its product essential meiotic structure-specific endonuclease 1 (gene Eme1). Gene Ontology annotation, biological process: double-strand break repair; mitotic intra-S DNA damage checkpoint signaling; resolution of meiotic recombination intermediates. The transcript is spliced from 9 exons. NCBI's taxonomy places the organism in Eukaryota, Metazoa, Chordata, Mammalia, Rodentia, Muridae. The record is from RefSeq and is a predicted model, not a curated record. The coding region runs from base 272 to 1990 and encodes 572 amino acids. Gene Ontology annotation, cellular component: nucleus; Holliday junction resolvase complex. Gene Ontology annotation, molecular function: nuclease activity; DNA binding.
CACUUUUGCCCCAGCAGCCAGGGUUUACUUUGGGAUCUGGUCUCCAUCUCCCAGCCUCCCCGCUAGUUCACCCCGCAACAGCCACAGUGCUGAGCUACCUGCUGCCCGCGUACUCAGCGAAAGAACGGCCGACGCCAUGUUUGCUCCGCAUUCGCUUCCUGGCUGGGAAAUCGGCUUCCGCUACCGGGAUAUCUACUUCCGGGUCCGGCGUACAAGUCAAAGAGUGGCGGGAGCAGCAGUAGGCAACUAAUUUGAUAGCUCUAAUGUGUGGAUGGCUCUGAGAAACUUAUCCCUCUCUCUGCUUUCCACGGAGAGCGAUUCUGAGGAAUUACCCACCUUUGCCUUUCUGAAGAAGGAGCCGUCUUCAGCUGGCAGCAAUCAGCCUCAGAAGGAGAAGAACGUAGUGGUUGUCACGUCAGAUUCUGAGGCCUCCUGCCCUCCAUCACCAGCCUUGAGACAUCCACCGUCUGGCCCAGAUGCAGCUGACGACGCCCCCGCAGGAGCAGGGCCAGUCAGAGUGCUAAGCAGUGACAGUGAGGAUGAAGACCUACUUGCCCCCCUGGCUGAGAGGAUCUCAUGGAAGUUUUUGACGAACAAGCAGCUGAGCCCUGAGCGCUCCAGCUCCCCGCUUAAAACUCUUUUCGAUCAUCAAAAUAAUGCAGGCAUACCUUGUGAGUGGAAAAAGCAACCGUCGCCGAGGAUCCCUGACGCUCCUCUCUGCGAUGCUUUAGAGGACAACAGUCCAGCCAAUGAUGAGAGCUCUACCUUAGACCAUCAGUGCCCCCAGCUUCCAGCCUACCGGUCGACCUGCGGUGAGUUGUUGGUAACCAAAACAAAUCCCGACGUCCCUCUACCCAAGAAGAGAACCAAGCAGAGUCAGAAAGUCCAGAGAGGAGGCUCUCAGGGAUGCCGGCAGCCCAGACAAACAGCCAGGAAGGAAAACACCCAAAAACAGCACGAAAGGAACAAAGAAGCAUCCAUGGUCAACAAGCUGAAAGCCCAGAGGCCGGAGGAAUGCAUGAAACACAUCGUCGUGGUGCUGGACCCAGUGCUUUUACAGAUGGAAGGUGGGGGCCAGCUCCUGGGAGCAUUGCAGUCCAUGGAGUGCAGGUGUGUGAUUGAAGCCCAGGCCGUACCUCAAAGUAUCACUUGGAGGAGGAGGAGGACAGAGCUGGUAGAGGAUGGAGAAGAGUGGGUGGAAGAGCCGACGAUCCUAGUGUUGCUCCUGGCAGAAGCCUUCAUGACCAUGGUCUACAACUUAAAGCAGGGAAGUCUUGUCAGCACUGAGAAAGGGAAGGAGACACUUCAGGGCUUUGUAACCGAUGUCACAGCAAGGACAGGGAAAGCACUGUCACUGGUGAUUGUGGACCAGGAGAAAUGCUUCAGAGCUCAGAAUCCAUCGAGGAGAAGGAAAUCGGGAAUGGCAAAUAACCGGGCCAAAGAGAAGCAGCAGCAGAGCCAAGAGUCUAGCACAAGGCUCAUGGUGUCCAGGGUAGACAUGGAAGAGGCAUUGGUGGAGCUGCAGCUGUAUACAGAAGCCCAGGCUCGGAUCGUGCAAGGCUGGAAAGAGCUGGCUGACUUUGCCUGUGCGUUUACAAAGGCUGUGGCUGAAGCGCCCUUCAAGAAGCUCCGGGAUCAAACCAGCUUUUCCUUCUACCUGGAGAAAGACUGGGCUGGAGGGCAGAAAGUGGACCGAGCUGGUAGGGGACUUGCACUCAUCUGGAGGCGGCAGAUUCAGCAGCUCAACAGAGUCAGCUUGGAAAUGGCCAGCGCUAUCGUGGGCGCCUAUCCCUCGCCAUGGCUCCUGGUGCAGGCUUAUCAACGCUGUUUGUCCGAGCAAGAACGCCAGAAUUUGCUGGCUGACAUACAGGUACGCCGUGGGGAAGGUGUAACAUCCACCUCCCGUCGUGUUGGGCCAGAACUAUCCAGGCGGAUCUACCUUCAGAUGACCACAAUGCAACCAGAUCUCAUCUUAGACAGUGUUGACUGACACCUCACAGCUCCAAGAGGAAAGCUUUUCCAACCUUGGCACCUGGCAGAGAUGCUGGAACUGUACCU